Dendroctonus ponderosae (mountain pine beetle) is the source of this 2294-nucleotide messenger RNA. Its product is annotated as ATP-dependent RNA helicase dbp2. The record is from RefSeq and is a predicted model, not a curated record. NCBI's taxonomy places the organism in Eukaryota, Metazoa, Arthropoda, Insecta, Coleoptera, Curculionidae. Gene Ontology annotation, molecular function: ATP binding; RNA helicase activity; RNA binding. Gene Ontology annotation, cellular component: nucleus; ribonucleoprotein complex; cytoplasm.
CGACAGCUGCCAGCUGCCAGUUGCCAUAGUUAUUUGUCAACAUCGAGAUUAGCUGCGAAUUUUGUGAGGUAUUUUCGCUUUUCUCGUGCCCCAAGCCCAGGAAUAUUAGGAUUGGGUAAAUAUGUCUUACAACCAAGGAGGAGGAUUUCGAGGUCGCGACAGCAACUUCGGCUCAGGGGGCUUCAAUCGGAGCUUCGGGGGGCGAAGUGGCGAUGGCGAAGGCUUCAGAAGCGGCGGGGGCGGUUACCGCAGUGGCGGCGGCGGCGGGUUUAGAAAUGGAUCAGGUGGCAGAGGUGGCGAUCGCUUUGAAGGUGGUGGAAGUCGAUUUGGUGGCCGAGGAGGAGGCGGCGGCGGUCCGGGCAAAGGACUGCGGAAGCCCCAUUGGGACAUGCAACAGCUGCACCCGUUUAAAAAGGACUUUUAUGUCCCACACCCAGCUGUGGCCAGUCGUUCCACUUACGAAGUAGAGGCAUUCAGGCAAGCCAAGGAAAUCACCGUUGACAGCGAGGUUCCCAACCCAAUCCAGAACUUCGAGGAGGCCAGUUUUCCGGAUUAUGUGUUGCAGGAAGUCCAUAAUCAAGGCUAUGAUUUUCCCACUCCAAUCCAAUCUCAAGGAUGGCCGAUAGCGCUCAGUGGACGCGAUAUGGUCGGCAUUGCUCAAACCGGAUCGGGGAAAACACUGGCUUACAUCCUUCCGGCUAUAGUGCACAUUAAGAACCAGCCGCGACUAAGUCCUGGUGAAGGUCCGAUAGCGUUGGUGCUGGCGCCCACUCGAGAACUCGCCCAACAAAUCCAGCAAGUGGCCAACGAUUUUGGACGGUCGUCUUACAUCCGUAACACCUGCGUGUUUGGUGGGGCCCCCAAAGGGCCCCAGGCCAGGGAUUUGGAGCGAGGCGUGGAGAUUUGCAUCGCUACGCCAGGCAGAUUGAUCGAUUUCCUGGAAAAGGGCUCCACUAAUCUGGCCAGAUGCACCUACUUGGUGCUGGACGAGGCCGACAGAAUGCUGGACAUGGGCUUCGAGCCGCAAAUUCGCAAGAUAAUCGAGCAGAUUCGCCCGGACAGGCAAACGUUGAUGUGGUCGGCCACUUGGCCUAAGGAAGUCAUGCGACUUGCGUCCGAUUUCAUGACUGACUUCAUCACCAUCAACGUUGGUUCGCUGCAACUUUCCGCCAAUCACAACAUCCUGCAGAUUGUGGAUGUUUGCCAGGAGCAUGAGAAGGAAUUUAAGUUGAACCAGUUGCUGCAGGAAAUCGGGAACAAUGCAGAGCCGGGGGCGAAAGUGAUUAUUUUCGUGGAAACCAAAAAGAAAGUGGAGCAAAUAACCAGAAAUCUCAAACGGUACGGCUGGUCCGCUCUGUGCAUGCACGGUGACAAAAGCCAGCAGGAGCGCGACUAUGUCCUGAAGGACUUUAGAAUGGGGAAAUCCACUAUUCUAGUUGCCACUGAUGUGGCGGCAAGGGGACUAGAUGUGGAGGGCAUAAAGUACGUGAUAAACUACGACUAUCCGAACUCUUCCGAAGACUACAUUCAUCGGAUUGGAAGAACGGCUCGCUCCGAUACGACUGGGACGUCUUAUGCCUUUUUCACGCCCGGCAAUUUUCGGCAAGCUAAAGAUUUGGUGUCUGUCCUAAACGAAGCCAAUCAGGUGGUCAAUCCGAAGUUGGCUGAAAUGAUGAACCGCGGAGGUUCGGGCGGUUAUGGAGGGCGUGGCCGUUGGGGCGCCCCCGGCGGGCGAAGUGGCGGCAUGUCGGGAGGUUCCCGAGGUUAUUCCAGGGGAUUUUCGGGCGGUGGCAGUCGAGGUAGUGACGACCGUGGAGGUUAUGGAGCCGGGGGAGUGUUUGGCGAUUCAGUGGAGGAUCAAUGACAGGUUCCAGUGGAUUGAGUAGAGGGUGAUUUCGUUGCUUGGGGGGCCAAAACAGGCUUUCCAAUGUUCUGUUGAGGCCAAGUAAGCUGAGUGGAUAAAAUGGCAAUUAAAACACCAAUUAAUUAAUUUACAUCCAGGUCAGUUUCAUCUUUAACUGUGUAGGAUUAAUUGACUGUUCUCAUCGUCCACAUUUUCCGUUUGUGGAAUUUUAAGACUCAGAUUUGGUUUAAUUCCACCAAUCGAUGUCCCAUAGUAUUUAUUGUUAUUAUUUUAUAUUCCAAAUUUAGAUGUACAUUUAUAAUGAGAGAUUCCAUGUUUUGAUUGCAUACCUGUAGUUUAUUUCAGAAAUUUAGUGUGUAGAGAACGAAACUUCUCUAUGGUUUAUUUUAAAAUGUUUGCCUUUUUCCAAUAAAAAUGCACUGAAAAUAAA